AUGCAGUGUGGCCGUCCUAACGAGACCGCAUACGGGACAGAGAUGCUAAGGCUUAGAGAUGCGGACGAGGAAGAAACGACAAACUGCUGCCUUUCCAACUAUGUAUCGCAAAGCGGUUGGUUGCAGCGCAGGAGGAGGGGACGGGGACAGGCUACUAGUCUAUUAAGCGGGUUGAAACAAGGUUCGGAAGGCGAGAAUGCGCGUACGUGGGGACUGAUCUGUACAAAAGUCGAGACCAAGCCAAAGUGCAGCCGUGGUGGAGCAGCGGAUCUUCUACCCAGCCUGGCUGUUGGCUACCCAGUUCCGGUAAUGACUGAAGGCGAUGGUGAUGGCUGUGGUCAUGAGGUCGCUAUCGUAGAGCUUUUCUACCUCACCCAGGAAGCUUGA
Messenger RNA from Fusarium graminearum PH-1, 387 nucleotides. RefSeq lists its product as uncharacterized. Bases 1 to 387 code for a protein of 128 amino acids. The transcript is spliced from 5 exons. The record is from RefSeq and is a predicted model, not a curated record. NCBI's taxonomy places the organism in Eukaryota, Fungi, Ascomycota, Sordariomycetes, Hypocreales, Nectriaceae.